This is a messenger RNA of Pocillopora meandrina, 867 nucleotides long. The record is from the annotation of a GenBank genome assembly. NCBI's taxonomy places the organism in Eukaryota, Metazoa, Cnidaria, Anthozoa, Scleractinia, Pocilloporidae.
AUGACUGACCUAGGGCCGCCAAGAAUUUAUUCUGUCGUAGCAGCACGAAGCACCGCUCUAAAGAUCAAAGAACUGUCAUCGAGUCUUCUCUCUGAGCAGAAAAAAAUAAACGACGAGGGAGCGUUUGCAGUCACGUAUUGCGAUGAUCCAUCAAACCAGGUACAGAAACUAGUUCAGCCCAACAGAGAAGAGCUUCCGAGAAGGCGGCGAUCUGCUACAACGCACACGGCUUCAGCAAAUGAUCAUGAACAAUAUGUUGGAGGAACAGACGUGAGUGCCGCCUAUCGUUUUUUAGAUCCAGAAGAAGGCGGAAGUCGAAGACAAAGAUCUAACACAGUGACGACGAUUGGAUUCAAUGAAGCAGCUUCGUCAGAUUCGGAGUCUGUAAAGAUACCACAUUUCCGAUCGGGGGAUGGUGCGUCUCGAAGGAGAAGAUACACAAGAUCAAGAAGGGCAUCCGUAAAUACUCAAUCCAGCGGACAAGAACGAAUCCCGGAGCAUGGAACUCUAGAGAAUUCUUUUCGCACAGAGCCAGAGAAGAUGUUUGAACACUGGAAAGUUACAGAGAUCGUCAAGAAAACUUUUGAAGAAAACUUGCUUGAGGAACACGAGGAACACGAUGAUCGCCGCAAUUAUCAAAAAAUGUGCACAAUCCUUGCAGACUUGAUCAAAGAACAGGUUAAACAUUUGGAGUUUUCCAGGCAUAAAAUCAUCUGUAUUGUAUCCAUAGGUCAGAAGAGAGGGGAGAGCGUGCGCCUGGUGAGCAGAUGCGUUUGGGAUCCGAGACAUGACAGCUAUGCUCAAUAUUAUUUUGAAAAAGGAGACCUGUUCGCCUUUGGUGUAGUGUAUGGUGUGUAUUACGAGUAA